Molecule: messenger RNA, 783 nt
Organism: Gekko japonicus
Lineage: Eukaryota; Metazoa; Chordata; Lepidosauria; Squamata; Gekkonidae
Product: putative gustatory receptor clone PTE03
Exons: 3
Biological process (GO): G protein-coupled receptor signaling pathway
Cellular component (GO): membrane
Molecular function (GO): olfactory receptor activity
Source: RefSeq, a predicted model, not a curated record
AUGGCUAUCUGGACUCCCACCUUCACACCCCCAUGUACUAUUUCCUGCUUGGACAUUUGCAACUUAUCUGUCACUGUCCCCAAGUUCCUGGCAAACUCCUUGAGCCAGAAACCAGCCAUUUCAUACAACCAGUGCAUGGCCCAGAUGUUCUUCCUGAUGAUGUUUGCAGGAUCAGAGAGUGCCUUGCUGGCCAUCAUGGCCUAUGACUGCUAUGCUGCCAUUUGCCAACCACUGCACUACGGGAAUCUCACGAGCAGCCAGGUCCGUGUCCCUCUGGCCAUUUUUUCAUGGCUCUGGGGCUUAGUGGACUCAGCCAUUCACACUGCCCUGACUACUGAUCUGUCCUUCUGUGGGGCCAACCAGAUUGACCACAUAUUCUGUGAUGUUCCACCACUCCUCAAAAUUGCCUGCAGCGACACCUACGUCAAUGAGAUGGCCCUUCACACAGCCAGCAUCUUAUUGGGCUUGAGUCCAUUCCUGCGUGUCGUCGUCUCUUACGUCUACAUCCUGUCUGCCAUCUUGCGGAUUCGCUCUAACACUGGCCGGCGCAAGGCCUUUUCCACGUGUGGUUCCCACGUGGCAGUGGUAGUAAUCCACUAAGGGAUGGGCAAUGUGAACUACAACCACACCAGUGCUGGCUACUCCUUGGAGAUCGACACCCUGAUCUCCACACUCUAUUAUUGUGUCGUCACACCAGGCUUCCGCAACAAGGAGAUGAAGAAGGCCUUGUGGAAGGUGCUGGGGCUGCAGAGUAAGGAAUACACUUCCCCAGCCAAGCAGUGA